Molecule: messenger RNA, 1563 nt
Organism: Alosa sapidissima (American shad)
Lineage: Eukaryota; Metazoa; Chordata; Actinopteri; Clupeiformes; Clupeidae
Gene: s100b
Product: S100 calcium binding protein, beta (neural)
Exons: 3
Coding region: 126-413 (95 amino acids)
Biological process (GO): positive regulation of cell population proliferation; positive regulation of canonical NF-kappaB signal transduction
Cellular component (GO): cytoplasm; nucleus
Molecular function (GO): S100 protein binding; RAGE receptor binding; calcium ion binding
Source: RefSeq, a predicted model, not a curated record
UACCCCUCCAUCACUGCCCUAUAAAAGUCUGCCCCUGCCUCUCCCUCUACCCGCUGUCUGCUGCCCUCCCUCAACCCCUCGGCUCCACUCCUCUCUGCUGCGCCACACUGCUUGGACUCUUCACCAUGAGUGACCUGGAGAAUGCAAUGGCAACCAUCAUCGAAGUUUUCCAUAAGUACUCGGAGAAGGAGGGGGACAAGCACAAGCUGAAGAAAAGUGAGCUGAAAGACCUGAUCAGCAACGAGUUCCCGUCCUUCUCAGAGCAAGUGAAGGACCAGGCCACCUUGGACAGUCUCAUGGAGAGUUUGGACGCGGACGGAGACUCCGAGUGCGACUUCCAGGAGUUUAUGACUUUCAUCACCAUGGUUACUGUCUGUUGCCAUGAGUUCUUUGAGCUGCACGAAGAUGAAUAAGGGUGACCUGGGAGAACACAGCGAAGAUAGAACUCAAAGGGAAUAGUUUUACGUGAGACAGAACAUGUAAUGUACGGCUUUCUUCUUCUCUCAUUUCAACUUUGUCUGCAUUAUACUGUUUCUCUAAAGCAACAUGCUCUGGUUCCUAGUAUUUUGCUUAGUUCAUUCUAGAUGUAGAUGAAUUUGAGGUUUUUUGGUCCCUUAAUUUAUGAGUGUUUUUUUGAUUGUUUGUUCAUCAUGACAAUGAAAUGACCUUAAAAACUGCUUCUUCAAUCUAAGUUACAGCCCACCAUCUUGUGACCAUUCUCACAUCCUGUGCAAAUUCUCCACUGUGCACGUACAAGAAAUUUGUAUUGUAUUGUUCGCUCCCAGUCAGUUUGGCUGACUGAAAUGUACAUUUCUAUAAGAACGCGUUUCAUUUGUCGUCGCCUUCAAUUGGUUAUUUCAUUUUCAGUUUGUCACCUACACAACAAACGGAUGGCCGUAAAAGAGUCUACAAUAUUCAUCCCCAUUACAUCACACACACACACGCACACACACACACACACACACACACACACACACACACACACACACACACACACACACACACACACACAGUAUUAAUCCCCAUUACCGACACAAGUCUGAGCAUGGUGGGCUGGGACAGCCAAAGUUUUCAUUCUGAUGGUGAAGUCGGUCGCACUUUACUCCAAUGGUCUCCUAUAGACAUUUACAGAUGCUCCAACUUUUAAACAAACUAUGUGUUGGGUUGGGUUUGGUUAAGGUGAAGUUCAACAAUUGUUCAACAAGAUGUUUUGUUGCGUCCGAGUAUCUGUUAAGACUCUGUAGGCGGGCUGUACAAGUAAAGUGUUACUGUGAAGUCUGUGCUGCACUGAAUGUAUGUAGAAAUCCAUUCUGUUACGGAAAAACUGUCUGACAUUGAGGGUAUGACAUCAUCACUCCUAGCCACAUUUGAUUCCGUUUUGACACCUUUAAGAAGCCAUAUUGUCCAACAUGUCACAUUUCUGAUUAAAACAACAACAACAAGAUGACUACUUCAACCUGUACAUAAAUAAAACCUAAAAAAAAAGUUUUUCACAUACAAAUUUUCAAAGGCAAUUAUAGCUCAUACAUUUAACCAAAUGUGUAGCAGAGAAAAAAAUCAGUG